GUAUGGAAGUCAAAAUGAUGCAGGUAUAUUUUAUGAAUCUGAAUUUGGAAGUAUGUUAAGAUCACAAAAGUUGAAUGUGCUGAGAAAAAAGAGAAAGUUGCCAGGAAGUAAUGAAACAGCUGGAUAUUUUUUUAUUGGAGAUGAAGGGUUUCCUUUAUCAAUGAAUCUAAUGAGACCUUAUUCAGGCAGAAACUUAAAUGAAAACAAAAAAAUAUUUAACUAUAGAUUAUCACGUGCACGAAAGACGAUAGAGAAUGCAUUUGGAAUUUUAGUUUCUCGUUGGAGAGUACUACGUUCAAGUUGCAUGCAUCCUAACACUGUUGAUAGAAUAAUCUUGAGUACAGUAUGCCUUCAUAACUUUUUAAAAAGUUUUGAAGAACAGCAGUCUGCAACCUAUAAUAGAGUUUAUUGUCCUCCUAACUUCAUCGAUGUUGAAAAUAAUAAUGGAGAUGUAAUAAACGGUGCUUGGAGAGAAAAUGAUGUACAUAUUCAAGGCAUUCAACCAUGCAAUGCUCGUCGAGCCACAAUUGAAGCAUAUGAACAACGAGAUAAACUCACAAAUUAUUUUUUAACUCUCCAAGGAGAAAUACCAUGGCAGUAUGAAUAUGUAAGAAGGGUACAAAACUGUGAUAGAAUGUAAAGAUUUUUAUACAAUUUACACAUACUUUCUGUAAAACACUCA
Molecule: messenger RNA, 682 nt
Organism: Trachymyrmex cornetzi
Lineage: Eukaryota; Metazoa; Arthropoda; Insecta; Hymenoptera; Formicidae
Exons: 2
Coding region: 53-640 (195 amino acids)
Source: RefSeq, a predicted model, not a curated record